UAUUUCUAAAUAAUUUUUUUUUUCAGGAUCUUAAUGUCCAUGGCACACCAGAGAAAUCCUAAAAUUCUUGCAUGGUUGACAACUAAAUCCCCACAAAUCUCACGAUUCCCUCUAUAUAAAUCGUUAGAAUCUGCACUUAAAGUCAUAAGUGAACCACAAUUGAUCAUUAAAGAAAACUUACAAAAUUAAAACUACCACUAAUUUUUUUUCAGUUCUGAAUCCAUGAAAAUGGGAGAUAGAAGGACAUUGUUGCUUCUAGUGCUGACACUUUUCUGUGCACUAGUGUCCUCUAUUGGUGCCUAUGAAGAGGAAGAAUACGAGCAAAGGACACAAGGAGAAAGAUGGUUCUUGUUGCGUCACUUACAUAAUGUUGUGAAAACUGACGCUGGGUCGAUGAGAAUGGUGAAGGGUGGCUAUCAUAGGGGUUCAUAUCUUCAUAGUCCAAUGCAUAUUGGUUUCAUCUCCAUGGAACCUAAUAGUCUCUUCAUCCCUCAAUAUCUUGACUCCGAUCUUGUCCUCUUUGUUCAUCAUGGAGAAGCGAGAGUUGGGCACAUCUAUAGGGAUAAAUUAGCAGAAAGGCAUUUGAAGCAUGGAGAUGUGUACACAAUACCUGCUGGAUCAGCUUUCUAUUUGGAGAAUAGAGCUGAAAACGAGAGACUUGGCAUUAUUUGCAGCAUUGAUAUUACCUCAGAAUCCAUGGGGUGGAAUGCUUUCCAGUCUUACUUCAUUGGUGGUGGAGUUCACCCAGCAUCCAUUCUUGCUGGAUUCGAUCACAACACAUUAUCAACUGCUCUUAAUGUGUCGACAUCAGAAUUAAAGACAUUAUUGACCAGGCAAUCUUCUGGGCCAAUCGUGCAUAUAUCUAGUUCUCAUGAUCACUCAAACAUUUGGUCCAAAUUCUUGGCCCAAGAACCCCACCAGAAACUAGCUCACUUGAAGAGGAUUGUGAAUUUUGGAGAAGAAUCUAGCCCCAAAGAGGAACAAUCAACGUGGUCAUUGAGGAAAAUUCUAUUUACUCUAUUAAAUAGGGAAGACGCUGUCAAGAGAGUGAAUCAUGAAGCUCCAUCAACGUACAAUCUCUACAACAGGAAUCCUGAUUUCCAGAACGACUAUGGAUGGAGCAAGAAGUUGGAUGAGUCUGAUUAUUCUCCUUUAAGAAUAUCCGGCAAUGGUGUCUACCUUGUCAAUCUAUCUUCGGGAUCCAUGAUGGCGCCUCAUGUUAAUCCAAGAGCAAUAGAGUAUGGAGUAGUGCUGAAAGGGACUGGCAGAGUCCAAAUUGUGUAUCCGAAUGGGACUUUGGCAAUGAACUCCAGAGUACGAGAAGGGGACGUUUUUUGGGUUCCAAGGUACUUCCCAUUCUGCCAAAUUGCUUCAACGAAUGGCCCAUUUGAGUUCUUCGGCUUCACAACAUCAGCAAGGAGGAACCGUCCACAGUUUUUGGUGGGUCAGAAUUCAUUGAUGCAGAGUUUGAGAGGGCCAGAAUUUGCAGCUGCAUUCGGAAUUGGUCAGAAAAGGCUUGAAAGGAUUGCCAACGCGCAGCGUGAACAAGUUAUCUUGCCCUCAUCAUCGUCAGAUUCUCCUCUGAAGAUUGACAUGGGUUUUUAAGUGUAUUUGAGUUAUGUCCAGCUUUUGGAACUUCCAUUUUCUUUUGUGCUUUCCUUUCAUUCGAUUUUUGAGUUUCCUUAGUCGCUUUGUGACACAUUUCUCUUGAGUUGUGAAUAAAACGGAUUGUUUUUUUUUGA
Molecule: messenger RNA, 1742 nt
Organism: Capsicum annuum
Lineage: Eukaryota; Viridiplantae; Streptophyta; Magnoliopsida; Solanales; Solanaceae
Product: vicilin-like seed storage protein At2g28490
Exons: 5
Coding region: 223-1605 (460 amino acids)
Source: RefSeq, a predicted model, not a curated record